Saprolegnia parasitica CBS 223.65 is the source of this 208-nucleotide messenger RNA. The record is from the annotation of a RefSeq genome assembly. Lineage: Eukaryota; Oomycota; Saprolegniomycetes; Saprolegniales; Saprolegniaceae.
AUGGCCUGCAGCGCCCUCUCGCGCUACUGGACAAUCAAUGUGCCUGCCAAGACGAUGGCCGAGGAGGUGGCCGAGGCCCACCUCUUCCUCUGGCCCCUGCGCCACGACCGGUUCGCCGUCGCCGCGUGCCUCCGCUUUAGCCGCUGGCACCUCUUCUUCGCCGUGCUUCUGACGCAGUUCAUCACAGGCUCCAUCUACUCGCUCGUGA